ACCAAAGACUCCGAAGAGGGUGGCGCCAAGUUCCCCUGACACACACACACACCAGUUGACACUCGAGGGGAAGGAGGGGAGGAGGGGAAGGCCCUUAGGGCCCAGGCUAUCUGGGCCAUAGAUUGGAAGCUUGUGUGUGAAGAAAAGUGGCUGGAGUCUGCUUGAUACUUCAAGUGACGAAGGAGGGAAAGGCUACUCAAACAACAAUGGACUCGCUUUCGUGCCAUUUCUUGAGCCCCUGGAAGCAGCUUUUGGGCCUUUCAAGAAGCGCCGACUCUCGGGACUUAGAUCACAGUCGGCGUGCUCUUUUUGUAUCUUCACGCACACCACUCUUUCUUUCAAAAAUUCCAAGGCUGCCACGAUUCGCAAAGGAGCAAACGGAGAGCUUUCGCCAACUCUCAACUUCCAUCGCCCGUGCCACCCCUACUGCCACCAGUCUAGAUUCCAGCGCACCAUCAACUGCAGUCCAGACAGAGAGGAGUGUAGAAUUCAGUGCAGCUGAAGUGAAGCGCUUGCUACUGGAGCUGAGAAAUGGUACUGGGGGUCAGGCAGAGAUAGCGCUGCCAGUUUCACUGAGCAAGAAAGACCGACUGGUGGCGCAUGAGUGGGCGGAGAAACUCGGGUUGGGCCACGAGAGCCAGGGGACGGGAAAGGAGCGGCGGAUGACCGCCACCAGACUUGGGGCGAAGGAGCGCCUUGAGAAGUACAAAGAGCUGGUCGACCUGGAAGAAGAAGCGUCGUCCGCAUCUGCCCCCCCCGGCGCCUCUUGGCGCCAGCUCGAGUCUCAAGGCCUUUUGCUGCGGGGAGCGGUUCUGCUUGAACGAGACGCGGCAGCUUUCGGGAAGGAGCGGUGGAUCAUCGGCGAAAACGCUGACGUCAGCAAGAAGGGCCACGUGGCAAAGUUCGGGCAGCGCGCGCGCCCGGGCGCGGCGGUGCGGCUGGCGAUCAGGAAAGAGGAUGGGGCGGGGGGGUGGGCUGUGGCAGAGAAUGAGCCCCCCGGGCGCGUGGCAUGGUGUCGCUCCGGUCGAAUGAGCAUCGUCUUCGACCGUCCCCCGGGCCAGGACGAGGAGAAUGACGCGGAACGGCCGGCAACCAAGUCGGGCGGGCUCGACUUUUUACUGGUCCCUGACAGGGCCACCUUCGACAGAAUGCGCUCAGUCAUUAAUGAGUGCCUUCGAGCCGAGGGGCCUAUGGCGCGCUUCUUGGAGUCGCUUCUGGGCGCGACGCUCGAGACCGCUACCGAAUUCCCCGACACUCUCGCGGCCCGGCAAGAGUCCAACAGUUCCGCCAGCACCAGCGGCCCGAGUGAGUCGACCGGAAACGGAAACGGAAACGGAAAACAAAGGGAUCAGCGGAGCCAGGGUUCUGCGGUAUUUCAGGAGGAAAGCUUCAAAAGUCUGGACACCGGGUUGAACGAGGAGCAGAGGCGGGCAGUGCGGCUGUGUGUGAACGGGCUUGGGGACGGCGGGGGAUCCCCCGUGGCGCUGCUGCACGGGCCGUUUGGAACCGGCAAGACGCGGACGCUCGUCGAGGUUAUCCGACAGAGGGUUGGGGCGGGGCAAAGAGUUCUGGUUGCCGCUGCGUCCAAUGCCGCCGUUGACAAUGUGGCAACUGCGCUGCUGGCUGCGGAGCCAAAAUCAAAGGUGGCUCGUGCGGGGGUGCCAGAGCGCGUUAGCCCCGCGUUGGCGGCUCAUACUUUGGAGGCGCUCCAAGAGCAGCGCCCUGAAUCCGUUAUGGCGGCCCGCCUCCGACGAGACGCCUUUGCGGCCGUCGCAGCUUCUCACAAGUGGGUGCGAGCUGCAGACGGCGGGCAGAGGCGGCGGGAGGCGCGCAAGGAGGCGGCCGUGCUGUUCAAGGACGCGCGAAAACUAGAGCGGCAGGCCGUCACGGGCGUGCUGCGGAGCGUCAAGGUCUUGUGCGGAACCCUAACCGGGUUCUCGGGGUCGCUUCAGGAAGUGAACGACGACGAUCUGCGUCGCUUCGACUGCGCGAUCGUUGACGAGGCGAGCCAGGCUGUGACCCCCGCGCUCCUGCUCGCGCUGCCCUUCCUCAAGUACCCCCCCGGGGCGGACCUCGGUGUGAAUGGGCCCGUGCUGGUGCUCGCGGGGGACCAUCGCCAGCUGCCGCCCACAGUCAUCGCAGAGGGCGCGAGCGAAAAGGGCGGCGGUCUGAGCGCCACUCUGUUUGAGGAACUGAUGGAGCGGGACGGCGGGGGGCUCGGCUCGAGUUUUGACCGAUUCAGCGGUGACGAGGAAAAGACGCGGCUGCUGGAAACCGCCCGGGGAGCGCUGCUGGCGAAGGAAGAGACGGAGCACGAGCGGGAAGAUUGUCCAGGCCGCUACUCCGCCGCGCUCCGCACGCAGUACCGCAUGCCGAGCGCCUUGAUGGCCUUCCCGUCGGCGGCGUUCUACGGCGGCGGGCUGCGGGCCGGAGCGCCAACGGAAGAAACGGAACCUCUUAACGGAAGCAGCGAGGUUUUGGCGACCCUUCGGGACGGCUGCUGGCUCGAAGUCAUCGACACAGCCGGGGCCGGCUUCGACGAGGAGAAGGGAGAGGAGAGCGCCCGGGGGGAAGCCACUGCUUCCGACUUUUCGACGUCGAACCCCGGGCAGGCGGAGCUGACCGCCCGCGUCGUCCGAGAACUGGUCGGGAUCGGGGGAUCCCUGGGCGCUGCUGACGUGGGCGUGGUGACCCCGUACGCGGCCCAAGUUGCGCUGCUGCGGGAGCUUUUGGCGGGCGAGGUGGCCGCGGGCGUGGAGGUGGACUCCGUGGACGGCUUCCAGGGCCGCGAAAAAGCCGUCAUCGUUUUCGACUGUGUCCGGAGCAACGACUCCGGCUCCGUCGGGUUUCUGGCGGAUCAACGGCGCCUUAACGUGGCCAUCACCCGGGCGCGUCGGAAAUUGAUCAUUAUCGGUGACUCAGCCACGCUGGGAGCCGACCCCAUUUGGGCCGCCCUCUUUGAUUGGGCGGGGGAAUUAGAGAAUCCGUUGGGGCACCUGGCGUACCGGUCGGUGUUUGAGCUACCGCCCAUAGAUGCUUGGUAACCGCGUGACCUCGACAACAAGACUUUGAGUUUGUGAAACUUGCAGCAGAAGUCCCUUCGAUGUGGGUAUCUUUGGACGUCAACAGAGGAGCCCCUAUCAGGCUACUACACGACUUCCCCAACUAUUAGCAGCUUACUAGUUGUCCAAUAACGUGGAUGUCGAACCCAUUGGAUUGUGAUUUGUGCAUCAUGUAAGUACGGUUGCGACUAUCGGGAC
Molecule: messenger RNA, 3260 nt
Organism: Klebsormidium nitens
Lineage: Eukaryota; Viridiplantae; Streptophyta; Klebsormidiophyceae; Klebsormidiales; Klebsormidiaceae
Source: the annotation of a GenBank genome assembly